GCUUCAUGCUCUUGCCCUGCGCUGAGCCUCCUGUAGGUGGUGAGGGGCGGUGACGCCAUGAGCCAGCGGACAUUACAGAGCUGUGCUUCGGCAGCCCGCCCCGAUCCGGCCUGGUCCAGCCAAGCCCAUCCAGCUCCUGCACGCGUGACACAUCAGGACUCAAAGCAGCCAGCUUCACCAGCCACUUCACAGCAGGGAUCCGUGCAGACAAUAUGGGCAACGUGCAGCCCACCAUAGUCCCAUUUGAGGACUUUGAUGUUAUGGCUGAUACAAAAGCCAUUAGAAAAGCAUGUAAAGGUUUAGGCUCAGAUGAAGAGGCUAUCAUCCAGAUCCUGGCCAACCGCUCUGCAGCUCAGCGUGUGGAAAUCAAACAGGCCUACUUUGAAAAGUAUGAUGACGAGUUGGAGGAAGUUCUGAAAAAGGAGCUCACAGGUAGCUUUGAAAAGGCCGUUGUGGCCAUGAUGGACACGCCUCAAGUUUUCUUCGCCAAGGAGCUCAGGAAGGCCAUGAAGGGGGCGGGGACGGAUGAAGCUGUUCUGGUGGAGAUCCUAUGCACUGCUUCGAAUGAGGGUAUCCUGAGCUACAAGGAGGCAUAUAUCCAGGUGAACGAGCGUGACCUGGAGGCAGAUAUAGAGGAUGAUACCAGUGGAGAUGUUAGGAACCUGUUGGUCUCACUGCUGCAGGCAAGCAGAGAUGAGGGCUACGAGGUGGAUGAGGGUUUGGCCGAACAAGAUGCUAUGUCUUUGUUUGAGGCAGGUGAGGGCAGGUUUGGCACAGACGAGUCAACCUUCACCUACAUCCUGACACACAGGAACUAUCUGCAGCUUCAGGCCAUCUUUAAGGCUUAUGAAUCUCUUUCAGGAACAGAUAUUUUGGACACCAUUAACUCUGAGGCUACAGGAACUCUCAAGGACUGCUACAUAACUCUUGUGAGGUGUGCUAAGAACCCACAGCUGUAUUUUGCCCGUCGCCUUAAUGCUGCAAUGAAAGGACUUGGCACUGACGAGGACACGCUUAUUCGCAUCAUCGUCGGUCGCUCUGAGAUCGACUUGGAAACAGUCAAGGACAUGUACCUGGAGAAGUACGACGUCACCCUGAAGGAUGCCCUGGACUCUGAGUGUGGAGGAGACUUUAAGCGUCUGCUCAUUGAGAUCUUGCACUGAAUCAGAUUUAUAUUCAUGUCCAUUUCUCACCUGCCUUAAUCUACCAUAACAUAACAGGAUCCACUCUAUCCUCUGUUUUUAUCACUCUUCACUCUUUACCUGUACCUCUUCUUUACUCUAGUCGUUCUCCCUCUCAGAGAGUUCUCUUUACAGCACGGACCAAAAACAAACUUAAUAUAAUCCAGUUCAGUGUUCAACAUGUGGUAAUUUUACAGAUUUUAAUAACACUUUUGAGGCUUUUCAGGCUUAGAAAAUCUUGUGCUAAAGUUAUAGUCCAGUGUAAUGUGGAGGGUGCAUUGUUACAACAUGAUGGCAUUAUGCAACUAAUAGCAUCAUGUUCACAUAUCUAAAAGUUAUUUGCCAAGUAAUAGUCUAUUUUUUAUUUAAACUGCAAUCAAUAGGUGUCUGCUAAUGCUCACAAAAAAACAUGCAUGUGUCUCUAUUGUUCACGUCACUAUUUACCUCAAAGGGGACCUUCACAAGAUUAUAGCAAUGCAAGUUACUUUCUGCUGCAACACAUAAGUGCCCGAUUAUAAUGGUCAAUCUUUCAAAUCUGAAGACAUUUAAGUACUUGCUACCUUAAAUAUUGCAACUGUUCUAUCAAAUGCUCAGUUGUUUAAGGGAUUCACUGCAGGCUUUUUGCUCUGAGUCGUUUUUAAAAGCUCACAUCUUGCCUUGUUCUAGAUUUAUACACAUUCUUAGUUUCAUUCAGUUUUUGUUGCACUGAGUUUUUACAUUCACUGCUUAAAAAAAGCCAUAGUUGAUUAAAACAACACUGAUUAGGACAUAACGUUUGAAGUGAAAUGAUUUAAAGUUGUCACACUGUGUAGUAAAAUUAAAAAAAAUAUAAAUGUUACAGAUAUUGUAGCAGAUGUAGCUGUAUACAUUUAAUGAAAUUUAAUAUCCGAUGUCUGUCUUUGUGUUUGUAGAAGACUUGUAUGUAAUAGGUAUUAAUAAAUUUUAACCACCAGA
Molecule: messenger RNA, 2135 nt
Organism: Girardinichthys multiradiatus
Lineage: Eukaryota; Metazoa; Chordata; Actinopteri; Cyprinodontiformes; Goodeidae
Gene: anxa13l
Product: annexin A13, like
Exons: 11
Coding region: 213-1163 (316 amino acids)
Cellular component (GO): cytoplasm
Molecular function (GO): calcium ion binding; calcium-dependent phospholipid binding
Source: RefSeq, a predicted model, not a curated record